UCCGAUUUGGGUUCAAGUGGAACAUAAGGUUGACGGAAACUCGGGGACUGCGCUUACCUGAUGAGCCCCAGGAAUGGCGACACUGGUCGUGGGCUGUCGAACAGUUUUCAGCAACCUUGAAACUACUCACAAGAUUGCUGAAAACUCCUCGACAGCCCACGGCCGGAUUCGCCCUUCUUGAGGCUCAUCAGAUAGGCGCAGUCUCCGAGUUUCCGUCAACCUUAUGUUCUGCUUGUAGCUUGGUAACAGCAGCCAUUCCGUAUAAAACAGGAACAUCGGAGGUUAUUCACAGACUGUUGAAUUUAGUCAACAUUCGAGUAGCUUUUCAGAAGGGAAAAACGCUACGCUCAGUUUUGAUCCCCUGCCGGUUGAAAGGACUAGAGACGUGUAUAAAAUGCAACCAUUGCGCUAAGGUUCACAUAGGACAAACUGCCAGCGAAUUGCACACCAGAAUUGGUGAGCAUAAAAGAAGGAUUAACAAACCACCAAGAAAUGCAGAAGAAUACCAAACGCUGGUCACGGACUCAGCGAUGGCGGUACAUUCCUUAGACACGGGACAUAGAAUAAAUCUGGAGAAUGUGGAGGUCUUAAGACGGGGACUGCGAUUCACACCACAGCGGUUCACAUCACAGCUCCGAUUUGGGUUCAAGUGGAACAUAAGGUUGACGGAAACUCGGGGACUGCGCCUACCUGAUGAACCCAAAACAGAAGGACGAAACCGGUCGUGGGCUGUCGAAGGGUUUUCGGAAACCUUAAUUGGCCAUGUCAUCGGCAAACUAGAGGCCUUCAAUGUUAUGUACCGGGUACUCCUGGACCGAUUGCGUCUGAUACGGUCAAGGUACUUUGCGAUAGUUGAAAUCCGACUGCAUGACCCGCAACUCUGCGCCAAAAAGAAAUUCAUGCUACUUCUGAACCUGAGCUUGGGCAACCUAAAAGUAUCCCAACCCUCGUCCAAACUUCGGGUGGCAUGGCAUCUAGGCAUAAAAAGGGUGCUACAGCGGAAAGACGCAGAGGACACAACGCUUCGUCACCAUUCGAGGAGACAUCUUCAGUGCGCAGUUGGGUGCGAACAGAUCAACAGCCAACUGAUCUUUUCAAAUUAUAACAAAUUAUAUCAAAUAGUUGAACAUCGUAAACUGCUUCCAGUUUGGGUUCAAUCAGAACUUGAGGUUGACGAAGACUCUUGGACUGCAUGUACAU
Messenger RNA from Opisthorchis viverrini, 1200 nucleotides. RefSeq lists its product as hypothetical. The record is from RefSeq and is a predicted model, not a curated record. The annotation marks the transcript as partial. The transcript has 8 exons. NCBI's taxonomy places the organism in Eukaryota, Metazoa, Platyhelminthes, Trematoda, Opisthorchiida, Opisthorchiidae.